AUGGGAGUCCAAAAGAAGACACGCAAGUUCGCUCAAGUCAAGCGAGUCAUCGGCCAACGCGAUGCGCGCCUCAAGAAGAAUCAAGUCACUGGCGACGACAAGACAAAAAAGCCAUCAGAUGAAGUAGUACGACAGAUUCCACAAGCACCUUCAUCAAUGUUCUUCCAACACAACACCGCCCUCCAACCACCCUACUCCGUCCUCGUCGACACAAACUUCCUCUCCCACACCGUGCACAACAAACUCGAACUCCUGCCUUCGCUCAUGGACUGCCUCUACGCCACAUGCCGCCCCAUAAUAACCUCCUGCGUAAUGGCCGAAUUGGAAAAACUAGGUCAAAAAUACAGAAUUGCGCUCAAGAUUGCGCGCGACGAGCGAUGGGAGAGACUAGAGUGUUCGCACAAGGGAACUUAUGCGGACGACUGUAUUGUGGAUCGUGUGUUGAAACACAGAAUUUAUCUGGUUGCGACGAAUGAUAGAGAUCUCAAGAGGAGGUUGAGGAAGAUUCCCGGUGUGCCGAUUAUUAAUGUGGCCAAGGGCAAGUAUGUUAUUGAGAGAUUGCCUGAUGCGCCGGAGAAGUAA
This is a messenger RNA of Aureobasidium melanogenum CBS 110374, 582 nucleotides long. Its product is annotated as FCF1 small subunit. Gene Ontology annotation, cellular component: small-subunit processome; nucleolus. The transcript is spliced from 2 exons. Lineage: Eukaryota; Fungi; Ascomycota; Dothideomycetes; Dothideales; Saccotheciaceae. Bases 1 to 582 code for a protein of 193 amino acids. The record is from RefSeq and is a predicted model, not a curated record.